AUGGAUUUUUUAAACAUUCCAUCCAAAUUUUGUGAAGAUUUAGCUCAAAAAAUAAUUGGGGAAAAAUGUACGGUAAUGAAUUGUACUUUAGAACCAUUGGGCGAUUUUAAGUGUGGUUUUAUGGGGGAGCAUUCAAUCUUGAAGAUUUCCAUCAAAGAAUCCGAUCAGGUAUUAAGAUUUUUUCUUAAAUCAGAACCGAGAGUUGCUAUGAUGAGAGAAUUCGCGGACGCAACAAGGCUUUUUUUUAAAGAACACUCUUUCUAUCACAAAAUAAUUCCGGAAUUUAAAAAAUGCAACAUCCAAGAAAUGGAGGAUGUAGUCCCAACUAGUUAUAAAUACGAAAAACCAAACAUUCUAUUUUUAGAAGAUCUCUCACUCAAAAAUUACACGAUUUUUGAUUCGAGACAAUCCCUAGUUUCUGGAUUCGUCAACUCAGCGUUAAGCACAUUCGCAAAAUUCCACGCAAGUUCCUUAAUUUACGAAGAAAUACGCAGCAAAGCAAUCGGGAAACAAUAUCGUUUAAUCGACGAUUACAAAAAUGAAUUAAAAGAAUCGUUCUACGGACACACAAUUUAUAACGUUCGUAGCGUCGAUUCAACAACCAAAGGAAUAAUAACCCAAAUCGAUUUAUUCCCUGAAAUCGAAAUCGAAAAUCGGGACGAAUUUAAAUCUUUCGUUGUUAAUAUUUGGAAAAACGUAAACGAAUUUGCCAAACCAUCAUUAAAAUACCGCAACGUAAUUUGCCAAGCAGAUCCUUGGAUCACAAAUUUAAUGUUUAAAUCUGGUGAUGAAAUUAAAUCGAAAUUAAUCGAUUAUCAAAUGAUUCGUUACGCUCCUCCUGCACAAGAUGUUAUAUCAUUUUUGUAUUUAUGCACAACUAGAGAGUUUAGAAAAACUCAUUUAAAGAGUUCUUUGGAAUAUUAUUACGCAGAGUUGAAAAAAAUACUCGAAAAAUACGAAAUUGACGAAAACAUUGUUUCUGAAACGGAUUUUUGGGAUUCGGUAAAAUAUUACGAACCUUUUGGUAUGGUUCAGAAUUUGAAUCAUUCUCAUAUGACUAAGUUAUCUCCAAGCGCUGUUAAGAAGUUAUUUGAAAACCCCUUUGCACUCCAGAAAUUUAUUUUUGAAGAUAAAAGUGAGAGUUUAGUUAAAUUGUGCGAUGAAAAUGUUCGUUAUAAAGAAAAACAAAAAGAAUUCGGAGAUUGGACGCUUUUAGAAUGGGGAGUCUCUAUAAGCGUUAAUUAUAAGGUUAUUUGA
Molecule: messenger RNA, 1257 nt
Organism: Onthophagus taurus
Lineage: Eukaryota; Metazoa; Arthropoda; Insecta; Coleoptera; Scarabaeidae
Source: RefSeq, a predicted model, not a curated record